AUGGUAACAGGCGUGCGUAAUAAUGAGUAUUCUGAUGCGUUCUUCACGUUGUAUGUAAGUUCGUGUCCAGCUCUGCCCAGUGCCACAGAUGGUCAGUACCAGUGUCUGGGGACCAGGACAGAUCGGCCCCAGAAGUCUCAACUCAGCAGAGCCCCCUCUAUCCAGUUUAUUGCUCUACCCACGGCCUCAGUGAGUAUCUCUCCUCAGGGUCCCCUCUACUCUGGAGAGACAGUCACUCUGCAGUGUGUCAUUCCAGACUACAAGGACUGGACGUACCUCUGGUCCAGAAACAACCAACAGUUUUCCAGUCAGACCAGUGAAACCAUCACCAUCUCUCUCCCUGACCAGACUGGUCAGUACCAGUGUCAGGGGAAAAGGACAAGGCGCCCCCAGUGGUCAAAUCUCAGCUCAUCUCUCCCCAUCAUCGUCACUGCUCUGCCUGAAACUACACUGACUGUAGAGCCAAACCCUGUGUUCCCUGGAGAGACAGUUACUCUGACGUGUUCAUUAGGAUCUGACAGUAUCUGGAGCUAUAAGUGGUACAAAGACAGGAAUAAUAAUGUAGUAUCCCAGUCUGUCAGACAGACUAUUACAGGAAACACCCUCAACAUCAGUAGAGCUGCUGAGUCUGACCAGGGUCUCUACUUGUGUCAGGGAGAGAGAAGAUCCAGACCCACAUCUUCACUACGAAGUAAUGUUAUUACCCUCACUGUGAAUGAUUAUCAGCAGUCGACGACACUGACUUCAGACAAGGAGGACGUAUUCACAGGAGACAGUGUGACACUGAGCUGUACUGUAGAGUCUUCUGGAUGGAAGUUUUACUGGUACAGACACAGACCAGACUCUACACCAGUAACCACAACCUCUGGAUACUCCUACACACUCAGCUGGGUCAGUGUCUCUGAUGGAGGACAGUACUGGUGCAGAGCUGGGAGAGGAGACCCAGUCUACUACACCCUGUACAGUGACCCAGUCCAGAUAAAUAUUACUGAGAGACCUGUUGCUGCUUCUGACCUUCAAACCAACUGGACCCAGCAUGAUUCAAUAUAG
This is a messenger RNA of Salvelinus sp. IW2-2015, 1050 nucleotides long. The record is from RefSeq and is a predicted model, not a curated record. Lineage: Eukaryota; Metazoa; Chordata; Actinopteri; Salmoniformes; Salmonidae.